This is a messenger RNA of Acanthosepion pharaonis, 888 nucleotides long. NCBI's taxonomy places the organism in Eukaryota, Metazoa, Mollusca, Cephalopoda, Sepiida, Sepiidae. The record is from the annotation of a GenBank genome assembly.
AUGGGAGCAAUGGUUGCCGCUCUGAAGUCUUUCUCGGGAAGCAGCAGUGGAGGUGUAGACGGCCUUCGACCUGGUCACAUCAAGGACUUAAUUUCUGCCCACACUGCCGAAGCUGGUGAACAUUUGAAAAUAUCCAUAACAGCUCUUAUUAAUUCCCUUCUACGAGCUGAGAUACCCCAACAUGCUCGCGACUUAAUAUUUUCAGCCAACUUAACGGCUUUAAAAAGAAAAGACGGAGGUAUCCGCCCUAUCGCUGUUGGUAAUAUUUUUCGUCGUCUCGCGGCAAAAAUUGCUUGUAGAGUUGUUAUGAAGGAGACAGGGCAUGAAUUGCGACCUGUCCAGCUCGGGGUAGGCAUACAGGGCGGAUGUGAAGCCGCGGUUCAUGCCACAAGAUCAUUUUUCGAGAAUACAUCACAUGCGCCCCCACGUAUCUUAUUAAAAUUGGAUAUGAAAAACGCUUUCAAUAGCAUCAGAAGGGAUCAUGCCCUGGAAGUUUGCCAUCAACGGACUCCUUCCAUAUUUAAACUAGCUCAUCUUUCGUAUAGUCAUCCAAGUAUGUUGAUCGCCUCUCAUAAUAUUAUCUCUUCUGCUACUGUAAUCCAGCAAGGUGAUCCACUUGGUCCGCUACUGUUUGCGAUGGCUAUUGACGGGGUAGCUCGUUCCAUUGCUUCUCUUUUCAAUAUAUGGUAUCUUGACGAUGCAACGUUAGGAGGACCCAUCGAGGCCGUAGCUGCUGACCUCCGACGAGUUAUUCCUGCUUUAUCUCUGCUUGAACUUGAGAUUAACUCGUCCAAGUCAGAGAUAAUAAACUUGAAUUAUACUGCAGAUGAUUUCGAUGGAUGGUGUUAUCUAAGGAUAUUAGACUCAAGAAUGAGGAAAUUAAAAUAA